AUGUCGCUCACGUCGAAAUACCUUGCUGUAUACAAUGCAGCUUCGUUCUCGCUAUGGGCGUACUUGGCGUUUCUCAGCUUAAAAUUGGGACCGUCGCUAUAUGCGCAAGGCCGUCUGUAUGACCUCUACGAUGCGCUUCUAUAUCCCUUCCUGACCGGGACCCAAUCACUGGCGGCCAUCGAGGUCGUACAUGCCGCUGCAGGACUGGUCAGGGCCUCACCUGUUACGACUGCCAUCCAAGUAAUCGGGAAGAACCUGGUGGUUUGGACGGUCAUGGUUCAAUUCCCUGAAGUCAUUGUCGGUCAGGCGAACCAGGACUCAGUAGGGAUAUGGGGAUUUCUUGGAUGCGUGGUAUUCUGGAGUUUGUCCGAGAUUAUUAGAUACGGUUACUUCACCGUGCUGUUGCUUACGGGAGAUACUCCGUCUUGGCUCAAGUGGCUUAGAUACAGCGCUUUUAUCGCAUUGUACCCUCCAGGGCUUUUCAGUGAGGCAUGCCUUGUAUUUCUCAGUCUGUCUAGGGCCGAAAAUGUGAGCUUGCCAAACCGAGCGUAUUUGAUUGCUGGAUUUCUGAGCUACAUUCCUGCGAGCUACAUCAUGUACACGUACAUGCUAUCACAGCGCCGCAAAGUGCUCAGAACCCCUUGA
Clonostachys rhizophaga is the source of this 645-nucleotide messenger RNA. Lineage: Eukaryota; Fungi; Ascomycota; Sordariomycetes; Hypocreales; Bionectriaceae. The record is from the annotation of a GenBank genome assembly.